AUGAAGGUCGCCUCGCUCGUCUUUGCUAGCGCAUGUGCUAUUGUUCUCGCUGCUCCCGCGCCACAGCUUGACGCUUUGACUGGUCUUCUCGGGUCUGCUGGUGCUGCGGGCGGCGCGCUAGACGGAGCACAGGGCAUCCUCGGCAGCGUUGGGGGCGGCAAUGCUCUCGGUAAAGCGACAGGAGGAAAGGCAGCUGGUGGUGGUGCAGUACCUGCAGCAGGCGGUACAGGUGCAGCCUCCGGCUUCAAGCCCAAGACCGGCAAUACGCCCAAGGCUGCAGUGCCCGAAUCUACGAAACCAAAGACGAACCAAGUGAGCACAGAGGCUGCAGUGAUUGAUGCAGAUACUUCGGCCUUUGCGACGGUCACGCCCGUACCCGUCAAUCAACUCGCUGUUGCUGGCAACGGUGAUGCUUCGCUCGGUGGCUCCGGACAGCUGCUGGGUCUCUGA
Molecule: messenger RNA, 450 nt
Organism: Mixia osmundae IAM 14324
Lineage: Eukaryota; Fungi; Basidiomycota; Mixiomycetes; Mixiales; Mixiaceae
Exons: 2
Coding region: 1-450 (149 amino acids)
Source: RefSeq, a predicted model, not a curated record